AUGUGUUUCUUGUGUGGAUCCAGUUUUGCGGUGUGUGCAGUGUGCGAGUUGUGCCUGCUGCGGGAGGUCGCAUCAUUACCGCGCACGCAACGGCGACGCCCGGACGAUGUGUGUGUCUUUUGGCUGCACCUCUUUGUAUUUCCCUUUUGCCUUUCUAUUCUUCGCUCUGUGCGCAGAUCUGCUCACCGACUACAGCCACACUACUACUACUACUACUGCUGCUCGCACGUGUACGCGGAAAACGAUGAUGAUGGUUGUAUGGCGCGUGUGGAAGCAAAGAUUCCCGUGCGCACCGGCGCCCAGUCGGCGAGAGCAGCCGGACUGCGUGUCGUACUGGUAAGAAGCCGGAUGGUCAAUAUGUAA
Molecule: messenger RNA, 363 nt
Organism: Trypanosoma cruzi
Lineage: Eukaryota; Euglenozoa; Kinetoplastea; Trypanosomatida; Trypanosomatidae
Exons: 1
Coding region: 1-363 (120 amino acids)
Source: RefSeq, a predicted model, not a curated record